ACCAUGGAGACCGUUCUAGUCGUCGGAGCCACGGGGAAUAUCGGCGUCGCGGCCGUCAUGGCAGCGCUGCGUUCCAAACGCAACGUCCUGGCCGUUGUCCGCAACCAGACAUCGGCCGACAAGCUUGUGAAGCACAUCGGGUCGUCCAAGGGGAUCACCUUUGCCGAAGCCAAUGUCCUCUCGGAUUCGGGGGUCAAGGGGGUGGUUGAUCAAGUCCGAGCAGGCAAACUGCCGGCUUUCCAGCAUGUGUUUUCCAGCGUUGGCGGCCAGUAUACGACGAUUUCUCUGCAGGAGAUCACCACCGAGACGCUACACAGCAACAUGAAAGCCUCUUUUGAAUCCAACUUUUUCGCCUACCGGGAUACAAUCGGCUAUCUGCUGGAACAAAAGAACCCGUCCAGCACAUGGACGCUGUGUACCGGCGCACAAGGCGAAUUGGCACUGCGACCCAUGCCGGCCAUGACGCAGGGCGCGCUGUUCUCCAUGUCGACGGCGGCGGCGCGCGAGAACGAAAAGACCAACGUCCGGUUCAACGAGCUGUACCUUGGCUUUCGGGUCGAGGUGGACCAAGACGCCGUGCAGCAUGGGGUGACCAAGUCGUCCGAGUUUGCGAAUGUGUAUGAGCUGAUUCUGGGGAGUCCUGAAGUGCGCAGCGCGCGGGUCCGGGUGGAUGGUCCGGAUGAUAUUCGCACGUUGAAGUAUCAUAGGAAGUUCUAGAGAAAUACAACAGUUCGAUUAGUCUAUCUUCACUAUACAUAACGUUCAACUAUAUUCUUCAUAAGACUUUGGAGAAAGACUGC
Penicilliopsis zonata CBS 506.65 is the source of this 800-nucleotide messenger RNA. RefSeq lists its product as hypothetical. The transcript is spliced from 3 exons. Lineage: Eukaryota; Fungi; Ascomycota; Eurotiomycetes; Eurotiales; Aspergillaceae. Bases 4 to 717 code for a protein of 237 amino acids. The record is from RefSeq and is a predicted model, not a curated record.